AUGUUACUGACAUGUGCUGGGAUGAGGAAGACCAUGAGUGGACGAGAAGAUCAAAUCCCCUCGCCCUAUCCCAGCCUCCGUAGACCCCGCGGGGCCGCCCCCCGCUCGGCCCUCCCUCUUUGGGGUCGUGGCGGCAAGGGGAGGGGCCGCCCGCCGGCCCCAGCGUGCGUGGCAGGCGCNUGCUCGCGCAGGCUCGGCCGGGUGCUCAACUUUCUCUUCUACCUCGCCCUGGUGGCGGCGGCCGCCUUCUCGGGCUGGUGUGUCCACCACGUCCUGGAGGAGGUCCAGCACGUCCGGCGCAGCCACCAGGACUUCUCCCGGCAGCGGGAGGAGCUGGGUCAGGGCUUGCAGGGCGUCGAGCAGAAGGUGCAGUCCCUGCAAGCCACAUUCGGUACUUUUGAGUCCCUUGUGAGAAGCUCCCAACAUAAACAUGAUCUCACAGAGAAAGCCGUGAAGCAGGGGGAGAGUGAGAUCAACCGCAUCAGUGAAGUUCUACAAAAACUCCAGAAUGAGAUCCUCAGAGACCUCUCUGAUGGGAUCCACGUGGUCAAGGAUGCCCGGGAGCGGGACUUCACCUCCCUGGAGAACACUGUGGAGGAGAGGCUGACGGAGCUCACCAAGUCCAUCAAUGACAACAUCGCCAUCUUCACAGACGUCCAGAAGAGGAGCCAGAAGGAAAUCAACGACGUGAAGGCCAAGGUCGCCUCUCUGGAAGACUCAGAGGGAUACAAGCAGGAUCUGAAAGCCUUAAAGGAAGUGGUUAAGGAAAUACAGACCUCAGUGAAGUCCAAAGAGAAGGACAUGGAGGCCCUGAGAAGCACCAUCCAGACCAUGGAGUCGGAUGUCUACACGGAGGUCAAAGAACUGGUGAGCCUCAAACAGGAGCAGCAGAGGUUCAAGGAGGCGGCCGAUUCGGAACAUCACACCCUUCAGGCGCUCACGGAGAAGAUCCUCAGGGCGGAGGAGUCGGUUGCCCGCCUCCCUGACGAGAUCAGGAGACUCGAGGAGGAGCUCGGCCAACUCAAGGCCGCAGCCCUCCGGCCAGAAGAAGACGGGGCCUUCAGACCCUCCGAGGCCUUUGAAACGCUCCAGAAGGAGAGCCAGGGCUUGGACUCACGGCUGCAGAGCGUGGAAGACGGGGUGCAGGCGGCGCAGGCAGCCUGGGCGCGCCAGGGCGAGAGCCUGGAGGCGCUGCGCGCGCAGAGCGAGGAGCAGGCGCGGCGCCUGGCGGAGCUGCAGGAGCGCGUGGCCGGCCUGGGCCCCGCCACCGACGCCGAGGGCGGCCUGGCGGGCACGGUGCGUGGCCUCGGCGAGGCCCAGCUCUCGCUGGCUGGUGAUGUGGACGAGCUGAAGCGCCGCAUGGCUGAGCUCCCCGGCGCCGUGGAGGCUCUGCAGAAGGUGCAGGAGCAGGUCCACACGCUGCUGGGCCGCGAGGCCACCGCCACGCCCCCCCAGGACCUGCUGGACAGACUCUCCUCCCUUGACAACCUCAGAGCCUCCGUGGGCCAGGUAGAGUCGGACUUGAAAAUGCUCAGGACUGCUGUGGACAGUUUGGUCGCGUACUCGGUGAAGAUCGAGACCAAUGAGAACAACUUGGAGUCGGCCAAGGGUUUGCUAGAGGACCUGAGGAAUGACCUGGAUAGGUUGUUUGUGAAAGUGGAAAAGAUUCACGAGAAAGUCUAAACGGAUUGCGUGUGCGGGGCACGGAUGGCCAGUGCAGUUUUUUAUGACCAAAAAAGAGUGUUGAUGGCCCCCCCUCACCUCUUCCCCCACGGCCAGGCCCCUCCACGACCCGCACCACCAGGACCUCCUGGGCCUUCUAUGUUUUUGUGCCCGGUUAACUUAUUUAUGAUGGUUAUCACGCGCCACCGGUUGCGCAAAAGUCUUCUGCUUCUGCUUUGGGUGGGGGGCGUUCCUGAAGGCCCGGCUUCAGUGCCUCAGAGGCACCUUCUAGAAGGGAUGUCUCUCCCCAGUGUCAGGGAAGAACCAUAGUGGCUGCAAUUGAGGAUUAACAGAAGCAGAUUAACCUCAAAAAUCCUGCCUGGCUGGCAGAUUUCAAGCAAAAUGUGGGGGGAGGAGGUGCUUUUCUUUCUAAUUGUCUUUAAGGAAAAUUCAUUUUAUUUUGUUUUUAUUUUUAUUUUUUUUUAGUACUUUUGGCCAAGGUUUUCAUGAGAUGUCACUCACUUCUUGUCUUCCACUUCCAACUGGUUAUGACUUGUUAAGGUCAACUCUGAAUCGAGAGGGGGGCCAAGCCCUCCAUUUUUAGUUGCAUCGGCUGCUUGAUGGUCGCCUUCUGUGGGGAAAGGUGUCUUUUUCAUUCCUGAACCAUUUCACGAUCUCAGUGGUAACUAUGCAAAGAAUUCAGACGGUUCUGAAUGUGAAGGCACAACUCCCCACAGAGUCCCCUGUGGCUGACCUGUGUCACUUCUUGAUAAGGCCCCAAAUAGUGCAUUCAGAAUAAGGGUUUAGAAUCCCUGAGAGUCCUUGGAUUCCUUCAGGAAAUGUAUUACGAGAGCUGCUCAUAAAGGCAUAGACUGCCUCCCCAGGGAAUGGAGGCCACUGUCUCUCUUUCACCACAAUGUUCUUGAAGAGGUUUGGUGUCAGCAGACCCCAUUCAUCAGUGAGGAACGUGUGCAUUUUCUGUAGCCAUUUGCUGUUUCCCUUCCCCCUUUGAGCUGUACUGUUCUUUAAUGGCUGUCUUGCCCUUUAAAAAAGAAAAAAGAAAAAAAGGAAAAAGAAAAAAAAGGUCUGUUUAGUUUACUGUGAAAUGAACUGUAUGGCUUAUUUACAGUAUUUUUAAUUCUUAAUAAACACUUGAGCUUUGUUAUGA
This is a messenger RNA of Odocoileus virginianus texanus, 2830 nucleotides long. It is a transcript of the gene CKAP4, whose product is annotated as cytoskeleton associated protein 4. Lineage: Eukaryota; Metazoa; Chordata; Mammalia; Artiodactyla; Cervidae. The record is from RefSeq and is a predicted model, not a curated record. Gene Ontology annotation, cellular component: rough endoplasmic reticulum.